CGAGACAUCGAAUAUCGAUACGACGACGCAUAUGGCGGCGUCCAGCGUCCAGGAGAGAAAAGAGUCGUGGAAUGCGUUUGAUAAGUGCGGUGACGAUAUAUCAUUUUACAAUGACAGUGUUGGCAUAACAUUGGCGCGUCAAAGCCGACACGAAGGCGACGCCGGUGAUAUCCGUUUAUCGCGGCCGUUUAUCGCCCGCCGCACAUCCACCGGACCCACCGGGGUCUGCGAAAGCUGAAACCGGUGUCCGGACACGCGCUACACCGUGCACAUCGUCUCGACGAUGUACGUCGAGAACGAGACGUGGAAGACGCUGCUCCCGAUAUGCGUCAACGCGGUGAUGUCCGUGUGCGCGUACGGCCUGACCGUUCGCCUGAUCCCGAGGCUGAAGGACAUGUUCGUGAGAGCUAACCUCUACGGCAUCGACAUGGGCAAGAGGAGCAGCGGGAAAGUACCAGAGGCGAUAGGUGUUGUCACUGGAUGCGUGUUCCUCGUAACAAUGUUCCUAUUUAUUCCCGUGCCGUUUACAGAUUGUAUAUUUAGGAACGUGAGCUUUCCGCACGACAAGUUCGUCGAAUUUCUGGCCGCGUUACUGUCCAUAUGUUGCAUGCUACUCCUGGGCUUUGCCGACGACGUUCUGGAUCUUCGUUGGCGGCACAAAUUACUUCUGCCCACAAUAGCAUCUCUGCCGCUACUGAUGGUUUACUAUGUUAACUUUAACUCGACGAUAAUCAUCAUACCGAAGCCGUUGAGGUCGUGGCUCGGCUUCUCGCUGGACCUGUGGAUCUUCUACUAUGUAUAUAUGGGAAUGUUGGCGGUGUUUUGUACAAACGCUAUAAAUAUAUUGGCCGGGAUAAACGGUUUGGAGGUCGGGCAAAGUUUAAUCAUCGCCACGAGCGUCCUCGUCUUCAACGUUAUCGAGUUGUUUGGCAGUCAAUGGCAGGCGCAUCAGUUUUCAAUAUACUUUAUGCUGCCUUAUAUAGCAACCUCCCUCGCAUUAUUCAAAUUCAAUUGGUAUCCGUCGCAGGUCUUCGUGGGCGACACGUUUUGCUACCUGUCGGGAAUGACUUUCGCCGUCGUCGGUAUCAUAGGCCACUUCAGCAAGACGACCCUGCUGUUUUUCAUCCCGCAGAUAAUCAAUUUUCUAUACAGCGUGCCGCAGCUGUUUCAUCUUGUGCCGUGUCCUAGGCACAGAUUACCAAAGUAUAAUGAAAAGACAGACAAAUUGACGCCUAGCAACACGGUAUUUAACAAGUCGGAACUUAACGCACUUGAAUUGCAUUUUACCUUACUAGGAUGGCUAUUAAUGAGGAUAUUCAGAGCAUGUAAAUUGGUAAAGUGGGAAGAAGACACGGCAGGCGUUAUAACUUGCAAUAAUCUCACUUUGAUUAAUUUUGUAUUGAUUAAUACUGGCCCAUUGAGAGAACCAACACUCGCGUCAAUUUUGUUAAUAAUUCAGAUUAUCAGUAGUAUGAUGGCAUUUGUUAUACGAUAUCCUUUGGCUUCCAUAUUUUACGAUGUGUAAAUAAAUACAAUAUAGAAAUAUAUUACAAUUGAUAUAAAUUGUAUAGACAAAAA
Molecule: messenger RNA, 1578 nt
Organism: Wasmannia auropunctata (little fire ant)
Lineage: Eukaryota; Metazoa; Arthropoda; Insecta; Hymenoptera; Formicidae
Gene: Alg7
Product: UDP-N-acetylglucosamine--dolichyl-phosphate N-acetylglucosaminephosphotransferase
Exons: 7
Coding region: 284-1525 (413 amino acids)
Biological process (GO): protein N-linked glycosylation; dolichol-linked oligosaccharide biosynthetic process
Cellular component (GO): membrane
Molecular function (GO): UDP-N-acetylglucosamine-dolichyl-phosphate N-acetylglucosaminephosphotransferase activity
Source: RefSeq, a predicted model, not a curated record